Molecule: messenger RNA, 3090 nt
Organism: Salvia miltiorrhiza (redroot sage)
Lineage: Eukaryota; Viridiplantae; Streptophyta; Magnoliopsida; Lamiales; Lamiaceae
Product: phospholipase D alpha 1
Exons: 4
Coding region: 388-2829 (813 amino acids)
Biological process (GO): phosphatidylcholine metabolic process; phospholipid catabolic process
Cellular component (GO): plasma membrane
Molecular function (GO): D-type glycerophospholipase activity; calcium ion binding
Source: RefSeq, a predicted model, not a curated record
AAUUUAAAAAACCCCACAAAUAGUUAGGGUUUGAAACAUUGAAAUUGAGCUCACAUCCGCCUCCCCUUGCUUGCUUCCCAUUCCUACCGGCGCCUCCCUUGCCUCCCACCGGCACCGGCGCCACUGCCUCCCCCUUGGUGCUCUGCCAGUCAGCCUGCACUCCGCCGAGUCGCCGACGCUCUCCCAGUCCCAGGUCCGCCGCUGGCCCGCUGCAUUUGCCAUCACCGACAGCCGCCCACCACCCCAGCUGCCAUCACCUCGUUCACCGCACUCCGCCGGCGCCACUCUCUCUGCCUUGUUCUUCUUCUCGGCGAUAACUCACUCCGCCGCUAGCGACCAGCGUCGCCCCCUCCACAGCGUCGCUGCUGUGCAUUCAGGUGAAACAAAAUGUCACACACAUUGCUUCAUGGGACUUUACAUGUAACAAUCUUUGAAGUGGAUAGGCUGGCUGCAAGUGAUGGUGGUGGGAAUUUCUUAGGCAAGCUGGUGGAGAACAUCGGCGAAUCCGUGGGUCUAGGCAAAGGAACCCCCAAAAUCUACGCAACCGUAGAUCUAGAAAAGGCGAGAGUGGGGCGAACACGACUGAUCGACAAGACCAACAACAAGCUCAACUGGUCUGAAUCCUUCCACAUUUACUGCGCCCACAUGGCGUCCAAUGUCAUCUUCACCGUCAAAGACGCCAACCCCAUCGGGGCGACCCUCAUCGGCCGUGCCUAUGUCCCCGUCAGUGACCUCCUCGAAGGCGACGAGGUUGACCGUUGGGAGGAGAUCCUCGACGAGGAGCGCAACCCCAUCAGCUCCGCCUCCAAGAUCCACGUGAAGCUCCAGUUCUUCGAUGUCACCCGCGAUCGCAACUGGGGCCGCGGCAUCAAAAGCACCAAGUACCCAGGCGUCCCCUACACCUUCUUCGGCCAGCGUACUGGUUGUCGCGUCUCGCUCUUCCAGGACGCCCACAUCCCCGACGGCUUCAUCCCCAAGAUCGCCCUCUCCGGAGGAAGAAACUACGAGCCACAUCGAUGUUGGGAGGAUGCAUUCGACGCUUUAACCAAUGCUAAGCACUUGAUCUACAUCACUGGUUGGUCUGUUUACACUGAGAUCUCGCUUAUCAGGGACUCCAGGAGGGAGAAGUCAGGGGGUGACUCCACCCUCGGGGAGUUGCUCAAGAAGAAGGCCAAUGAGGGGGUCAGGGUGUUGAUGCUGGUUUGGGACGAUCGGACUUCUGUCGGCGUUCUCAAGAAGGAUGGUCUGAUGGCAACUCACGACGAAGAGACCAUGCAGUUUUUUGAAGGAACUCAUGUUCAUUGUGUUUUGUGCCCUAGAAAUCCUGACGAUGGCGGAAGCAUCGUGCAGAAUUUGCAGGUCUCGACUAUGUUCACUCAUCAUCAGAAGAUAAUUGUGGUGGACACCGAUAUGCCUAAUGGUCGCGGUUCGGAUGAUCGGCGGCGAAUCAUGAGCUUUGUGGGCGGGAUUGAUCUGUGUGACGGGCGGUAUGACACGCCAUUCCAUUCCCUUUUUAGGACGCUGGACUCGGCGCACCACGACGACUUUCACCAGCCCAAUUUUCCCGGGGCCGCUAUCACCAAGGGCGGGCCCAGGGAACCGUGGCACGACAUCCACUCACGCGUGGAAGGCCCCAUCGCAUGGGAUGUCAUGUUCAACUUCGAGCAGAGGUGGAAGAAGCAAGGCGGGAAGGACGUGUUGCUCAAGAUCAGGGAGGAGUUGGAGAACGUCAUCAGCCCGCCGUCUCCGGUUAUGUACCCUGACGACCAGGAGACGUGGAACGUUCAGCUUUUCAGGUCGAUAGAUGGUGGGGCCGCCUUCGGGUUCCCCGAGAGCCCCGAGGAGGCGGCUAACGCCGGUCUAGUAAGUGGCAAGGAGAACAUAGUAGAUCGAAGCAUUCAAGAUGCCUACAUUCAUGCUAUACGGAGAGCUAAGAACUUCAUUUACAUCGAGAAUCAAUACUUUCUCGGAUCCAGCUUCGGAUGGGGGAGCGACGACAUCACCAUCGCAGAGAUCGGAGCUCUGCACCUUAUACCUAAGGAGCUGUCGUUGAAGGUUUGCAACAAGAUUGAAGCAGGAGAGAAGUUCAAAAUCUAUGUGGUUGUACCAAUGUGGCCGGAGGGAAUUCCUGAGAGUGGAUCAGUGCAAGCUAUCUUAGAUUGGCAGAGACGAACGAUGGAAAUGAUGUAUAAAGACAUUAUUAAAGCCCUUCAAGAUAAGGGUAUGGAUGAUGAUCCCAGGAAUUACUUGACCUUCUUCUGCCUUGGUAAUAGGGAGACGAAGAAGAGUGGCGAAUACGAGCCAUCGGAGCAGCCGGAGCCUGACUCAGAUUACAUCCGAGCUCAGGAGGCUCGAAGAUUCAUGAUAUACGUGCAUUCAAAGAUGAUGAUCGUUGAUGAUGAGUACAUUAUAGUUGGGUCGGCCAACAUCAACCAACGAUCGAUGGACGGAACGAGGGACUCAGAGAUAGCAAUUGGAGCAUACCAACCGCACCAUUUGUGUUCGAAGACAAAGCCGGCUAGGGGUGAAGUCCACGGCUUUCGGAUGGCGUUGUGGUACGAGCAUUUAGGGAUGCUAGACGACGUGUUCCUCCAACCUCAGGGCGAGGAAUGUGUGAGGAAGGUGAAUGAUUUGGCCGAUAAAUAUUGGGAACUCUAUGCUAGUGAGGAGCUCCGGAGGGACCUUCCGGGGCAUUUGCUCCGAUACCCUAUCGCCGUCAGCAGCGAAGGCGUGGUCACGGAGCUUCCCGGCCAAGACUGCUUCCCCGACACCAAGGCUAAAUUGCUCGGUCUUAAGUCGGACUACCUCCCUCCCAUCCUCACUACCUAAUUAACGUGUCACAUUGUUUCCAAACUCAAUAAAAUUAGAGCCAUGAGUUGAAUAAUAUAUGAGACUUCACUAUUGCGGCUACUAUAAUUGGUGGUAUUUUUAAGUUUGUAUUCUUCAUCUGGUCUUGGAUGAUUCUCUAUUGAUUAUUUUUGUGUAUACCUUUCUUUAUUGGUUUGCAAUGCACAAAUAGAUCUUGUAGAUAAUGGAUAAUGUAAUCAGUGUAUCUUUCAAAAAUUAAUUGUCACUUUUAUAUUGGCUCAA